AUGAGGGACGAGGAGGAUGAUGACGAGGAUGAAGAUGAGGCUGAGGAUGAGGAUAAAGAUGAAGAUGAGGUUGAGGAUGAGGAUCAGGAUGAGGAUGAGGUUCAGGAUCAGGAUCAGGCUGGUGAUGAGGAUGACGAUGUGGAUGCUGAUGAGGAUGAUGAUGAAGAGGAUGAGGAUGAUGAUGAUGAUGAUGAUGACGAUGAUUAUAAUGAUGAUGACGAUGAUGGUGAGGUUGAUGAUGAGGAUGAUGAUGAUGGUGAUGAGGAUGAGGAUAUGCACGAGGAUGAGGAUGAUUAUGAUGAUGACGAUGAUGAGGAGGAGGAGGAUGGGGAUGAUGACGAUGAUGCGGAUGAGGAUGAGGAUAAGGAGGACGAUGAGGAAGAUGAUGAUGAACAUGAUGAUGAUGAUGAUGAUGAUGAGGUUGAUGACGAUGAUUAUGUUGAUGAUGAUGAUGUUGAUGCAGAUGAUGUUAAUGAUGACGAUGAUGAUUAUGAGGUUAAGGCCGAGGAUGAGGAUGAGGAUGAUGAUGAUGAGGAUGGGGAUGAGGAUGAGGAUGAGAAUGAGAAUGAGGAUGAGGAUGAUGAUGAGGAUGAUGUUGAUGAUGAAGAGGAGGAGCAGGAUGAUGAUGAGGAUGAUGAUGAUGAGGAUGGGGAAGAUGAUGAAGACGAGGAUGAGGAUGAAGAUGAGAGUGAGCAUCGGGAUGAGGAAGAGGAUGAGGAUGAUGAUGAGGAUGAGGAUCAGGAUGAGCAUGAUGACCUGGAUCAGGAUGAGGAUGAGGAUGAGGAUGAGGAUGACGACGAUGAUCAUGAAGGCGAGGAGGAUGAUGAUGAGGAUGACGAUGAGGAUGAGGUUGAGGAUGAGGAUGAAGAUGAGGAUGAGGACCAGAAUGAGGAUGAGGAGGAUGAUGAUGAUGAUGAUGAUGAUGGUGACGACGAUGAUGAUGAUGAUGAUGAUGAUGAUGAUGAGGAUGUGGAUGGUGAUGAUGAUGAGGGUGGGGAUGAAGAUGAGGAUGAGGAUGAUGAUGAUGAUGAUGAUGAUUACGUUGAUGAUGAUAAUGAUGAUGAUGAUGAUGGUGAUGAGGAAGAGGUGGAGGAGUAUGAGUAUGAGGCUGAGGAUGAACAUGAGCAUGAGGAUGAGGAUGAGGAUCCGAAUGAGGAUGAGGAUGAGGAUGAGCAUGAUGCAGAUGAAACGGAUUAUAAUGUUGAUGAUGAUGAUGAUGAUGAUGAUGUGGAUGAGGAUGAUGAGGAUGAGGAUGAAAAUGAAUAUGACAAUGAUGAUGAUGAUGACGAUGCGGUGGAAGAGGAUGAUGAGGAUGAUGAUGAUGAGAAUGAGGAUGAGGAUAUUGGGGAUGAGGAAGUGGAUGAGGAUGAUGGUAAGAAUGAUGAUGAUGAUCCUGAUGAGGCUGAUGAUGAGGAUGAUGAUGAUGAUGCACAUGAAGACGAUGAGGAUGACUUCGAAGAUGUGGAUGAGGAUGAGGAUGAAAAUGAUGAUGAGGAUGAGGAUGCGGAUGAUGAUGAGCAUGAGGAUGAGGAUCAGGAUGAGUACUAG
Molecule: messenger RNA, 1548 nt
Organism: Echinostoma caproni
Lineage: Eukaryota; Metazoa; Platyhelminthes; Trematoda; Plagiorchiida; Echinostomatidae
Source: the annotation of a GenBank genome assembly